This is a messenger RNA of Wallemia ichthyophaga EXF-994, 714 nucleotides long. RefSeq names its product putative chaperone protein HSP31. Lineage: Eukaryota; Fungi; Basidiomycota; Wallemiomycetes; Wallemiales; Wallemiaceae. The transcript has a single exon. Bases 1 to 714 code for a protein of 237 amino acids. The record is from RefSeq and is a predicted model, not a curated record.
AUGUCAUCAGCAGUUACACUUCCAAAGGUUCUUAUCGUCCUCUCUUCCGCCACCAAAACACUCAAAGGCGAAGACACUGGUGUGUUCAUCAGUGAAUUGGCCCACCCAUUCUAUGCAAUCCACCAACACGUAGACAUUACAUUCGCUUCACCAACAGGACACUCAGUGAUUGAUCCAGGAUCUAUCGCUAUGUUCAAGGAUGACAUUGAAUCCAUGUCUUUCCUCAAGGACCGCGCAGACAAGUACCAGAACAACGUCCCUCUCUCCCAAAUUAACCCUGCCGAGUAUGACGCUGUUUUCCUUCCAGGUGGUCACGGUCCAUCGAUCGACCUUAUCAAGGACAACGACGCACAGCGCGUCAUCAGCCGUAUCUACCAAGCAGGCAAGCCAGUAGCUGCUGUGUGCCACGCAGGUGGUGUCCUCGGCAACGUCGUCGAUAAGCACAGCGAGUCCAUCUACAAGGGUAGACAAGCAACCGCCUUCUCCAACACCGAGGAAGAAAUGGUCGGCAAGGUCCAGAGCAUCUCUGAGACACCAGAGGAUCACAUCAAGAGACACGGCGGUGUCUACGUCAAGGCUGACCAGCCAUGGGGCGAAUGUGUCAUUGUCGACAAGAACGCCAAUGGUGUGUAUAUUUCAGGCCAGAACCCUGCCAGUGCUAAGAAGCUCGGCGAUGAGUUCCUCAAAGCUAUCCACGAGGGUGUGCAGAAGUAA